Colletotrichum lupini is the source of this 516-nucleotide messenger RNA. RefSeq lists its product as uncharacterized. The annotation marks the transcript as partial. NCBI's taxonomy places the organism in Eukaryota, Fungi, Ascomycota, Sordariomycetes, Glomerellales, Glomerellaceae. The transcript has a single exon. The record is from RefSeq and is a predicted model, not a curated record.
GUUUUGCUGUCCGCUGGACCGGAUUCAGGUUUCUCGAACCCUUCCAGACGUGAUAAGAAGUCUAGAGCGGUGCCAACUCCAGGUUUCCGUUUCUUGCUUUUCUCGAUUUGUCUCCAUGACUCCGACCAAAGCAGAGACUUUCCCUGGUGGAGAUCCGGUGGAGGCGUCCGAGUGCAUAAAGUUAAAUCUCUCACCCAAAUGCUCAUGAACAGGCGAGUUGACGCCCCCGAACUUCAGAGACAGUCGUCACUGCUUGCCUUCCAUGACGUUGCAUAUCCAAGCCCUAUAGUCGCAAUACCCCUCAUCGACGUCCUAUUCGUCCUUCAACCUGCUGUCAGCAUGCAAAGUUCGGCACCCGAAAACCCCUCAGUUGUGUUCUGGUCUUAUCUGCAAGCCUCUCGGAAGAGGGUUGACGACUCGAUAUCUGGGAGCAUCGAAAUGCAGCAUAGACGCAUUCAAUCGUCAAGAUCAUCCGAUGGAGACAGCCUGAUGGAGACAACAUCACAGUAUUUGUGA